GGCGGAGACUACCGAGCGUGCGUCAAACCGCUCAGAGUUUAAUAAAAAGGAAGGGCGGGGAAAUAUCGGGGCAAUGUAGUUUGUGCGACUUUUAUUGCUGCUGUGAUAUAACCCAGCUAGCCCUUUGACUGUUGUAUUGUUUGGAGAGAGCAGUGCGCGUCAAUGAAAGGUUUAGAGAAAGUUGUUGCUGAGUUGUGUGUGAGUACUUAACAGCGCUCCUGGCUCGUCUGCUCCUGUCAUCAUUACGCACGGGAGGAAUCCCGCUCCAGGAGAGACAACACAACGUUGAGAACAGGACUGUUGAGAAACAGUAGUGGAACAGAGAAGAAAACCUUCACUUUCGCAUCAUGAAGACUGGAGGGACUGAGUGUGAGCCUGUUGAGAGACUGUCCUGGGGCUUUACUGGAGGUCAAGGGAGGAUUAGGCUGUCUCUAGCCCACCCAGGGCUGCUGCUUCUGGGGAUGGUACUGCUGGUCCUCCUGCCUUCUGGAGAAAGUGUCAAACAGAGUGUCCCCAGAGUCCAACUCAGCUACAAAGAGCUGGUCCAGAGUGGUAGUGUAUCAGUGUUCCUGAGUCCUACUGAUGGUCUCCAUUCCCACUCAGUGUUGUUGGAUGAGGAGAGAGGCAGGCUGCUGCUGGGAACCAGAGACUCAGUUUACCUACUGGACCCUGACCACCUCAGUAGAGCCCCCAGGAAGAUCAGCUGGCCAGCCCCCAGAGACAGAGUUGAGAUGUGUAAACUGGCCGGCAAGAGUGCUCAUUUGGAGUGUGGCAAUUUUGUGCGUGUGCUCCACAACUAUAACCACACCCAUCUGUACGCCUGUGGGACUGGAGCCUUCCACCCCAUUUGUGCCUUCAUUGAGAUCUCAGGACGCAGAGAGGAGGGUGUGUUCCAGUUGUUGUCCGGUACAGUGGAGUCUGGGAGGCUGAAAUGUCCUUACGACCCCAGGCAACCUUUCACCUCUGUACUCACAGAUCAAUUCCUGUAUGCGGGCACAGCAUCAGACUUCCUGGGUAAAGACACAACAUUUACCCGCUCCCUGGGCCCGCCCCCUGACCAGCACUAUAUACGCACUGAGAUCUCCGAGGACUACUGGAUCAACGAGGCCAGGUUUAUAUCAGCUCACCCUGUGUCCGACACCUACAACCCUGACGAUGACAAGAUCUACUUCUUCUUCCGAGAGUCAUCACGGGACAGGAGCGAUAAGAGUGUCCUGUCCCGCGUAGCACGCGUCUGCAAGAAUGACGUGGGAGGGUUGAGGAGUCUGACCAAUAAGUGGACGACGUUCCUCAAAGCCAGACUGGUGUGUUCCAUCCCUGGACCCGAAGGAGUGGACACACACUUUGACGAGCUCCAGGACAUAUUCAUGCUUCCCUCUAGAGAUGAGAAGAACCCUGUAGUGUAUGGAAUCUUCACCACCUCCAGCUCUGUGUUCCGCGGCUCGGCGGUGUGUGUGUACAGCAUGGCUGACAUACGAGCUGUGUUCAACGGACCCUACGCUCACAAGGAGGGACCUGACCAUCGCUGGGUAGAAUACGAGGGGAGAAUACCUUACCCUCGCCCUGGAACGUGUCCCAGUAAGACAUAUGACCCCAGGAUAAAAACCACCAAGGACUUCUCAGACGAGGUGGUCAGCUUCAUCCGCUUCCACCCACUCAUGUUCCGCUCUGUCUACCCCCUGACCGGCCGGCCCGUGUUCACACGUGUACGUGUCGACUACACACUGACACAGAUAGUGGUGGACCGCGUCAUGGCUGAGGAUGGACAGUAUGAAAUCAUGUUUCUGGGUACAGAUGCUGGGUCAGUGCUGAAGGUGGUGAGCAUCACUCAGGAGAAUUGGUCCACUGAGGAGGUGAUUUUGGAGGAACUCCAGGUGUUCCAGACUCCCACUCCAAUCCUGAGUAUGGAGAUCUCUUCGAAACAGCAACAGCUAUACGUGGGUUCGGGGGCGGGGCUAGCCCAGGUGUCACUGAGCAGAUGUCACCUGUAUGGUCAGGUGUGUGCAGAGUGCUGCCUCGCAAGAGACCCCUACUGUGCCUGGGACGGACACACCUGCUCACGGUACAUCCCAGCAUCCAAGAGGAGAGCUAGGAGACAAGACAUUAAACAUGGAGACCCAUCCAGCCAGUGUUGGGACACAGAUGACACUCUGCGUGGAGGCAGGGUGGAGGAGAGGAUAAUGUUUGGGGUGGAGAAUAACUCAACCUUCCUGGAGUGUCUCCCCAAAUCACAACAGGCCACCAUACGCUGGUUCAUACACAGACCUGGAGCUGAACACAGAGAGGAGGUGAGGCCAGAUGACAGAGUGGUCCUUACAGACCGUGGUUUUCUCAUCCGCUCUCUCCAUCCUGCCGACGCUGGCGUGUAUGUGUGUGUGGCACAGGAACACACUCACUUCACACACACUUUGCUCCGCCUUACACUUCGUCUCAUUCCCUAUGGGCAUCUGGAUGGGCGGACCAAGCCCAGCGAGGACCCCAGCGUUGAAGUUCGCCCCGGGACUGAGUCUCGUCAACGCUAUAAGGAUUAUCUGCGUGUGAUGAGUUCUCCCAUUGGCUCGCUGGAGGACUACUGUGAUUCGCUGUGGCUGGAAAAGAGGCCGGCCAAUAGGAGAGGGGGGAGAGGGCAAGGGGCAGGAAAAUGGAAACACAUCCAGGAGCUGAAGAAGAGCAGGAACAGACGACACCAUGGAGAGAGGGGUGCAGAGAGGGAUAAAGAAAAGGAUGGCGAGAGGGUAGGGCAGUGGAGGAGUGGAUGAAGUGGUGAGGGUAACAAAGAGGAGGAGUUGCUACUGAAACAGCAGUAGCCAAAAGUGUAAUCAGUCAAAAUAUUAGGGGAGACCAUCAAUGUUUAUAGGUGUAAGAGGGGACAAUAGGGAAUAUGAUCAUGUUUAGUUGAGGGACAGUUAUAACGACAUGGGAACUAGGAUCCUGCAGUUGAUAAUAUGGACUACGAUAGACUCUUCUUACAGAGGUAUAAUCUUCUUUCAUACCAGUCAAACACUCAUAGGGCUCACGUAGGCCUGGCUUCUCAAACUACACUACCCAUGAUCCCUAUGGCUGUGUCUCAAUAGUGUCUCAGUGCCUUUACUGACGUAUCAAAGUAACCUUAUUUAAAACCUCUUGCGGCGAGCCAUCCCGGAUCCGGGAUCGUGACUACAGUCUCAAGCUCAUUACCAUAACGCAAAAUGCAAAAAAUAUUCUUAGAAAUAUUUAACCUCCACACAUUAACAAGUCCAAUAGCUCAAAUGAAAGAUAAACACCUUGUUCAUCUACCCAGCAAGUCAGAUUUCUAAAAUGUUUUACGGCGAAAACAUAGCACAUAUUUAUGUCAAACCAACACCAAAGACACAGCCGAUAUACAGCCAUUUUGUCGAACAAUAGAUGCAAUCACAAACGCAGGAUUAAAAGAAAAAUAAUUCACUAACUUUUUGAAAAUCUUCAUCAGAUGACAGUAAUAGGACAUGUUACACAGUACAUUUAUGUUUUUUUCAAUAAUAUGCCAUUUAUAUCCAUAAAUCUCUGUUUACAAUGACGACAUUUUCAAAAAAUGCUACUCAAAUGUCCGGAGAAAUGAUGAUAGCUCCGACAGAUAACGUCAGAUAACAAGCAAUACACAUGACUAAAUAUACAUGUUCUACAUAUAGUUACAAAGAUACACUUCUUCUUAAUGCAACCGCUGUGUUACAUUUAUUUUUAACGUUACAGAAUUCGUUCACUAGGCUAUAAUAUGAGACGGCGCUCAGGUAUUAGCAGUAUGUCUCCUCUACGUUUGGAGUCCACAGAAACCCAAAAUAACCACAUAAAUAUUCCCUUACCUUUGAUGUUCUUCGAUCAGAAGACGUGGAAGGAAUCGUACUUACCCAAUACAUCGUUUGGUUUCAAGUUGUGUGUCUCUGUAUUAGCAUAUGCUAACAGCUUCAGCUGAAAUGCAUCCAAAAUGACUUCUGGUCCCGCACUUUUGUGCAUCAAAACUUCAAAAUUACAUAUCAUAUGUCGACUAAACUGGUCAAACUAAGUGCAGAAUCAAGCUUUAGGAUGUUUUAAACGUGUAAAACAAUUAUCAGCACGAACAGACAAACCGACAUCAAUUGGUGAAACCUGGAACAAAAGAGAGCUCCAAUUCAGGGGCGCGCAUGUAAGUGCAUGUAUUUUCGCGUGACCCGAACGUUUUAGCCCGCCAAAGGACGAGGCCCGCGCGAUUCUCACAAUGAACACCCCAUUGAAAGCAGACAUCGCGCUGAAGACAUAGAAACUGUUCCCAGAUCCGUAGCUGGUUGGGAAGGGUGGGGGCGAUGACGUCAAAGUUGUCCCAACUUUUCUGUUGCCAAGAGAGAGUUUGGGAGAAUGGCUGCCCUGAGAGUUCUGCUUUACAUACAGACAUAAUUUAAACGGUUUUAGAAACUUUAGAGUGUUUUCUAUUCAAUAAUAAUUAUUAUAUGCAUAUAUUAGCAAUUUUGGACAAAAUGUUUUUCUGUUUACUAUGGGCACGCACUUCCUCCAAAGGGGACAGUAUUCAGCCCGAAGGGCUGCAGCUAAUGUCAAAAGUUAUUUUAAAUUCCAGCGAAAGUUUAGACCUUGUCUGCCGAAUUUGGGACUUUGGAGAGUGUUUAGAAUCAUUGUGUUUUGAUCGUAGUACACGUCAACGAUGUAGUUGUACAUUUAAGGGGAACAUCACUGCAAUCACUUUGCCUUAGUUGUCAAACUGAUAUUGGCUACACUUGCUACAAACAACUUUUUUGACUAUUUGAACUACCGCCCUUGCAAGCUAGCAAGCAUUAACUAACUAAGCUGGCUUUCGGUGGGGGGGUAGGUUUGUUCAAAGUCUAAGGUAUAAUCCCCAGAGUGUGACAUGGCCUUGACAUUAGCUGCAUCCCUUCUAGCCAUAACUCUAUUUUAGCCGAAUGAGACGUGCCCAGAGCUCAGUGUUUUGUGUCUUAAUCAGAUGCAUUCAUGUUGAAUGACUGUAAAUACUUCUAUAACAUGUACAGGUGAAACUGCAUGCUCUAGUUAAGCUUAGAUAGGACAUAUUCUACUGCUACUAUGAUAAUCACAUAUUAUGUCUAGAAUGAACAAAGAAUCAUAUUUUUGUACAAAGUGAAUGUUUCUCUUUUUGUAGGUAGAUUUAUUUUGGUAGAGUCUGAAAGUUCUGUAAAUAAACUAUUGUCUUAUAAUUUAU
Oncorhynchus nerka (sockeye salmon) is the source of this 5179-nucleotide messenger RNA. Its product is annotated as semaphorin-3D-like. Gene Ontology annotation, cellular component: plasma membrane. Bases 348 to 2759 code for a protein of 803 amino acids. The transcript has 18 exons. Gene Ontology annotation, biological process: neural crest cell migration; positive regulation of cell migration; negative chemotaxis. The record is from RefSeq and is a predicted model, not a curated record. Gene Ontology annotation, molecular function: chemorepellent activity; semaphorin receptor binding. Lineage: Eukaryota; Metazoa; Chordata; Actinopteri; Salmoniformes; Salmonidae.